This is a messenger RNA of Didymodactylos carnosus, 909 nucleotides long. NCBI's taxonomy places the organism in Eukaryota, Metazoa, Rotifera, Eurotatoria, Philodinida, Philodinidae. The record is from the annotation of a GenBank genome assembly.
AUGUAUUAUCCGAUAUUUGGAUUGGUGAUUUUUAUAAUAUCAUCACGGAGUAUUGAUACAGAAAAUCCAAAUUUAACGUUUGUAUACGGUUAUCUUCAUACGAACAAGGUUUAUAUUAAACAUUAUACUUCACAUCCGAAAAAUAUUCAGUGGAAUAUAAAAAUACCUAAUACAGAGUUUGAUGCUAUUGAUCGCUCUUGCCGUGAUGGGAAUGUAACAAAAUUUGAGCCAAUACCCUAUAAAACACGUGUAAAAUAUGAUCACAGUGAAAAUAAUCCUACAUUCUCUCAAUUAACAAUUCAUUAUCCUGGUUAUAUUGAUAUAUUGAGUACAUUCAAAGCAACAGAUAAAACUAAUAUAAAUGAUACAAUGUGUUACUGGAUAAUUGGGGAACCAGCAUUUUGGCAUGAAGAGAGAAAACGCGGAUCAAUCGGUUCAAAAUAUAGCUUGUCCGAUCUUUUAAAACCAAGGAUAUUGUGUGAUUUCUUUUCCAAAACAGAAAACUACAUGAUAAAAUGGUAUGUCAAAAACGAUAAUACAAUGCAUAAUUCUGAUAUACCUGAUCUCAAACCAUUACCAUCACAUCAAUACAUUCGAGUUAUCACCACACAUCGAAUGAAUGAUACACUUUUGUUUGAUCGAAUAAGUAAAGAAGAUCAAAUAGUUUAUUUUUGUUCUGUUGUUACAAAUUAUUUAUUGGACAAUGUUAAAUUAAACGAUAAUGAUUCCGAUGUAUUUGAAAAUGCAAAAAAGAAUCAAUGUCCAACAGCGACAUGUUUAACAUUUGCAGCCGUGUAUGAGUAUAGAUUGAGAGUGGCAAAUAUCGUUUAUCAAGAACUUAGCUCAUCACUACUCUCUACAGCAAAACGUAUCUCACUGAAUCCUAAAAAGAAGGGUUUAAAAGAGUAA